CGCUCCACAAACAUCGUGCGGAGUCUGCUGUUGUUGUCUAGACCUGUGUAUAAUCAAGAUGUCAUCACGUGUCAAAUCUAGCGAAGUCAACCAAAAACGUAACAUGUCGAAGUCAAUUUAUCUCGUCCUUCUGCUGAUUCUGAACUUCACGUCUGGCUAUUGCGCGGAGCAGAAGUUUGGGAACUUAGAUAAGCGAGUGGCAGAGCUUGAAGAAAUCAUGCAAGUUCUGGAGGAAAAUUUUGGCUUAUCGAAAUUCAAGAGCUCUUCGUCAUUUACGGGUCGUUUCGUUAACUGGCCUACUCCAUAUUCAGAAUACACAUCACUGCCCAAACUGGUAAAGUGCGAGCGUAACAUGGACCCCGACUACCCCCAUUUGGUGCUGGCCGUUAUUGAGGGCGGGCAUGUGGUCAUGUGUGACACAAAAACAGACGGUGGAGGGUGGAUCAUCAUGCAGCGUCGUGUUGUUGGUGACGUCAACUUUCACCGAGGCUGGCAUGACUACAAGCACGGGUUUGGGUCCUACAACGGAGAUUUCUGGCUGGGUAACGAGCUCAUUCACCAGCUAACUGCCGAGGGUCAGUUUGAACUACGAGUGGACUUUGUGUACGAUCGUUACGACUACACCGCGGUAUACGACAGCUUCCGGGUGGAGAGCGAAUCUUCUCUGUACAAACUCCGGCUGGGUCAGAGAACCCAGGGCAACAACGACCAACUGACGGUACACAAGGACGCCAACUUCUCCACCAUCGACCGCGACAACAGCAACUGGUGCGCCAAGAACUUUCUGGGCGGGUGGUGGUACUUUGAUAAUGAUUCAUGCAUGGCUGUAAACCCUAACGGAGUCUGGAAAUUGAACUCAAAACAGGGGUUAUACUGGCAGGGUGUGACGCCAGAGAACUCAGUGAACAGGGUCGAGUUCAAGUUUAGACCAAAGUGUUAGGUCAACGGUCGAACUUGGUCGAUCUGAGAGGGAGGUCAACAGUCGAACUUAGUAGAUCUGA
Physella acuta is the source of this 1001-nucleotide messenger RNA. Its product is annotated as ficolin-1-A-like. Lineage: Eukaryota; Metazoa; Mollusca; Gastropoda; Physidae. The record is from RefSeq and is a predicted model, not a curated record.